GUCAACAAGCAUCCAGUUUGCAGUCCAAGUCCAGGCAGACCCUUUUAUUCAAUUACUGGAACUGGGCAUAGGGCUUUUGUCCUUUGGACAUUACAAAUGUGAUUUAUUUUGAAUUGUAAGUUUAUUUUAAUAGCUGCCCAGACCUGUUGGAUUUCAAAGCAUUUGAUCUACUCUGACGACACAAUAUGAUCUUCAUUUCUGCUGCAAAGCUACAUUUUGUUCUCUAUUUGCCAAUAGUCGGUCUACUGAGUUUACUGCUGCUUACAGAAUGUGAUAAAAUUAGGCUGGCCGGGCCUUCACGAUGCUCUGGUAGAGUGGAGGUCUACCACGAAGACAGCUGGGGAACGGUGUGCGAUGAUCACUGGAGCAUUAUCAAUGCUGACGUGGUGUGUCGAGAGCUGGGCUGUGGGACAGUUCUUGAGGCCAAAAAAGGUGGCUUCUUUGGAGAGGGGAAGCAUGAGAUUUGGUUGGAUGAUGUGCAGUGUACUGGUCAUGAGACUUCCAUCCUCAAAUGCCCACACAAACCACUCGGGGAAAAUAACUGUGGCCACAGUGAAGAUGCUGGGGUUGUCUGUUCAGAGGCCGUGAGGGUGGUAAACGGAAGCAAUCGGUGCAACGGCAGGGUGGAGGUCUUUCAUGACGGCCACUGGAAACGAGUAUGCAGAAGUGACUGGGAAACUCAAGAAGCUAACAUUGUGUGCCAAGAGAUUAACUGCGGGUCUCCUGUCAUUCAACCUGUAACGCCUUUUUUGGGAGAGGCACGCAACUUGGAUGCAGUCAAACCCAACUGUAUUGGAAAUGAGACCUCAAUUUCACAGUGCAGACUUCAAGAAAUCAAGGCAAGCUGUGAAGAUGCUACUAUUUUCUGUGCAAACAGUAAACCAAUUCGACUGAAGAAUGGGACUCAUAGGUGCUCAGGUCGAGUGGAGGUCUACCAUGAUGGACAGUGGGGAACAAUUUGCGAUGACAGAUGGGGGAUGCAGGAAGCAAAUGUUGCAUGCCGAGAGAUGAACUGUGGGAAUGCCAUUGUAGUCAGGAACAGGGCAUUCUAUGGCAGAGGUUUGGAACAGGUUUGGAUGGACGAUACUGAGUGUACUGGUCUUGAGAAGUCACUUGCUGACUGCCCUCACAGAGGUUUUGGAGAACAUGACUGUGACCAUAGCGAAGACGCUGGUGUUGAAUGCUCAGAGACAAUCAGAUUGAUGAAUGGGACUGACACAUGCUCUGGCAGAGUUGCGAUCUUCCAGAAUGGCCAGUGGGGUCAAAUUUGUGUUAAUAAUUUCGGCCUUAAAGAGGCUACAGUGCUGUGUAAGGAACUCAACUGUGGAAGUCCAAAGAAACCCCUUGAAAGCCACAAUUUUGGUAAAGGCGAACUGAACGGGUUUACAGCUAGAUGCUCUGGCAACGUGAGCUCAAUCAGCCAGUGCAACCUUCAACAAUACUCAGGAAAAUGUGAUGGUGUUUCUAUUUCAUGCAAAGGUAAUUUACCACUAAGGCUUGUGAAUGGCACUGACCGAUGUUCUGGCAGAGUGGAGCUUUUGCACAACGGUGUGUGGGGAACAGUGUGCGAUGAUCAGUGGGACAUCAGUAAUGCUCAGGUGGUGUGCAGAGCCAUGGACUGUGGAACAGCUCAGGCCGCCAAAUCUAGUGCCUACUUUGGUCAAGGCCAGGGAGACAUCUGGCUGGAUGAUGUCCAAUGUAUUGGGAAUGAGACGGAACUUACGCACUGUAAAUAUCCCUCCAUUGGAGAAAAUAACUGUGGCCAUGGUGAAGAUGCUGGUGUGGUUUGUUCGGCUACCAUUAGACUGAUCGGUGGGACUGACCAGUGCUCAGGCAGGGUGGAGUUCCACCAUGGUGACCAGUGGUCACCUGCAUAUAAUCUUAACUGGGGAAUGAAUGAAGCUACAGUGGUGUGCAGAGAGAUGAAUUGUGGAGAACCUGUCAAGGCCUCAGGGUCAUUUGGUCAAAGUGGCGAGCAGAGAGGGUACAGGAUCAGUUGCAGCGGUCGAGAGACCUCUCUCACCCAUUGCUCUCUGACAGAAUAUGUCAAGACCAGCAACGAUAAUAUUGGAGAGGCAGGUGUUGAAUGUUCAGGCAAUGUGAAAUUGAACGAUGGGUCCAAUCGCUGUGUUGGAAGAGUGGAGUUUUUCGAUAAAGGCCAGUGGGGGAAUGUGUGUGGUGAAACCUGGGAUUUGAAUGAUGCCGCAGUGGUGUGUAGACAGCUGAACUGUGGGAAGGCUCAUAAGAUUACCACCAUGACUGAAUAUGGACACGGUACAGGACAGACCUGGAUCGAUCAAAUUGAAUGCAAUGGACUUGAGUCUACACUGAACCAGUGCCAAAAACAACCUUUUAGUGAAAAAACAUGCAACAUCACCUCAGUUGCUGGUGUCAUCUGCACAGGAAGUUUGGAGGUCCGGAUGUCUAAUGAUAAGGACGACUGCUCUGGCAGAGUUGAGGUCCGUCAUGGUGACGUGUGGCAAACAGUGUGUGAUUCAGACUGGACCCUGAGUAAAGCCCAGGUGGUGUGCGAGGUACUGGAGUGUGGACGUGCAGUGAGCGCUCUCGGUGGUGCCCAUUUUGGCCAAGGCAGUGGAUCAGUAGUGGAGUCUAGUCAUCCAUGUUUCGACAAUGUGACCUCCCUUAAGCAGUGCUCACUCAGUGGUUUCAGAGCAGCGACAUGUGGGCAUGAUCAUGACGCCAGUGCGACCUGUGCAGCGCAGCUUCGUCUGGUCGGCGGCUCAGGUCAAUGCUCUGGUAGAGUGGAGAUUCUCUAUAAAGGACAGUGGGGAACUGUGUGUGAUGAUGAAUGGGAAAUGAGCAAUGCUGAUGUGGUGUGUAGACAGCUUAGCUGUGGUCAUGCAGUUUCUGCUCCUACAAGUGCCCACUUUGGUCGAGGCUCUGGUCCAAUAUGGCUGGAUAAUGUGGAGUGUACAGGCCAAGAGACUGCUCUCACACACUGUGUGCAUCCUGGGUUUGGAGAAAAUAACUGCGGACAUGGUGAAGAUGCUGGCGUUAUAUGUUUAGGUGCUCUACAGAAACCCGAAAUCUCCUUCAGUCCUGCUGCAGAGGUAAACUGGGGAGACAGAGUUGAAAUUACCUGCACUAUAGUAACAGAAUACUCGGGUGGGACAUUCCUCCUGAGAAAGGCCCAAGGAUCAUUUAAAAUGGAAAAAUUUUCCGAAAACGAAGCUGCCACAUUUGCAUUCCCCGAUGUGUCCUUCGAUCAAAAGGGGUCAUACUUCUGUGAAUAUCAAAAAAAAAUGCCCAGUAACGUCAUCAAUUAUCCUCAAGGAAAUCCUGCCGAGCUCUCUGUUUCAGUGAAACUGGAGAAACCUAGCAUCUCGCUGACUUCUCCUCAUGUAAUGGUGAUCUACAGCCCUGAUGAAAUAUCGGUCACCCAAGGCAACAGGUUCUCCAUCACGUGCUCCACCCACUCCAAAUAUCCUGGAGGUGUCUUCUAUCUGAAAAAGUCUGAGAUGAACACGACUGAUAUGAAGCCAACAUUUGGACACUCUGUCUUCUACCUGGCAUACUUUGAAUUCCUUGCAAUAGAUUUUAAAGACCAAGGGGAAUAUUCCUGUGUCUAUGCUGUCAACCUCUCCUCGAUAUACUUCAGUUCCGUUCCCUCAAGGUCAAUCCAUGUCACAGUAGUUGCAACCUCAUCAUCUUCGGUCAUCACAGGAAUUGUGGUUAGUCUAGUGGUGUUGCUAAUUGUGCUGGUUGUGUGCUACCUGGUCUGGAGAAGAAGAUGGCGCGGGAUUGGUACCAUGGUUCAGUUUAAUAACAGGUCUGGAGGAGCAAUAAAACAAGAUAUGGAAGACAGAAGCAACGGAGCACUCAAUGGAAGGGGUCGCAAUACCCAGGUGAAUGAACAUGUUGGACCAAGUAGCAGCCUGGAAGACAAGAGUGCAGAUGUUGAUUUUGAUAACUCUGUCGAAAGAGUCCCUGAAGAUCUGGCUGGGAGAGUGUGUUACGAGCUUGAACCACUUGUUCUCUCUUGAGAACAAAAAUGCCUCAAUGGAUGAAUUCAAUACAUUUAAAGAGUAACACCACGCCAUUCUAAAAAGCACUCGGUGUUUCAUUUCUGCUGCACCUCCAGCCACACCAUAGAGUGAUGUUGCUACAGUGCACCGAUACAUCACAGCAGAAAAGUUUAGAAGUUGUCAGCAAAAAUAAGAUCGGCUGGGGUUAUGUUGCUCUAAACCAUAUAGGAACAUCAGGGAACUGUGUUAAUUGUGUUUUUACAACUCUUAAGGAAACAAAUAAUUCAGACAUAUACCAACUUCACAUUUCCUCAAGUAGAUGCUUUCUUACUAACAUACUACUCCUUAAAAGAUUUUGAAAACGUAUUUUGCUGAAAUUUUAAAUAUAAGUUUAAAUCACAUGCAGUUUAUGACGUGAUAUGUUUAUUCUUGUUAAGGUCUCCCCAUAACACUUAUUUUCAUACUCCUGUCGUGCAUUUUAUUUUUCUGGUAGAUUCAAACCAAAGUUUCACGGAUCUGUUGGAAUGUAACUAUCCUGGCUGGAUAGCACAUUUGCUUUACUUUUUACUGCCUGAUAAUUUCUUAAUAUUUUUGUUUCUGUGUGUGAAUGCUAAUCAAUAAAUUUGUAUUCCUUACAACA
Messenger RNA from Scophthalmus maximus (turbot), 4626 nucleotides. Its product is annotated as deleted in malignant brain tumors 1 protein. The record is from RefSeq and is a predicted model, not a curated record. Gene Ontology annotation, cellular component: membrane. The transcript is spliced from 17 exons. Bases 186 to 4004 code for a protein of 1272 amino acids. NCBI's taxonomy places the organism in Eukaryota, Metazoa, Chordata, Actinopteri, Pleuronectiformes, Scophthalmidae.